AUGUGGCCCUGCUUUUGGGACAAUCCAUCGCCUCUGAGGCCUACAUCGCCAUUGCUAGCCCAUGCUUGUGCGCUGAGGCGUGCAAGUCAGGGCAAGCAUGAACUGCCGCAGCUGGUGUAUCCCAUGUACACGGUGCGGCAAGAGACCUUCUUAACGUUUUCGACCAUGAGACCGCACGAGGAGCUCCUCUCCGAGCAGGUCUUGGAGCUCUUUUGCGGCCAAGGCAUUGCCAUCUUUGUCAGUCACCAAUGGGUCGGGACGAAGCAUCCGGAUCCUCAGAUGAAGCACCUUGGAGCAACUGCAGGAGGCUUUGAGGAAGAUGCUUCUGCGUGA
Durusdinium trenchii is the source of this 333-nucleotide messenger RNA. The record is from the annotation of a GenBank genome assembly. NCBI's taxonomy places the organism in Eukaryota, Dinophyceae, Suessiales, Symbiodiniaceae.